AGUCACGAUGAGCCAGUUCCUUCCUGCCUUUACCACCAAAUGACCAACGGACACGUCUCAGUCACAGCAAGCCACAGUGUUUCUCGCCGCCCUGCUUUCCCUGCAAUCUGUGAUGACACUGGUGCAGCCAAAGCGAUCUGUGUCACACUGCUCAGCGGCAUUUUCAUUCAAUACUUACCCUGCGCUAGGGAGAUACAGCCAUGCCAGGUCGUAAGCCAUACCUUCAAGUAAUCGACGGUGUGCCGAGGUGCCCACUGGUCAAUCCGGCUGUAUUUCUAAAAAGUCUCUCUUUCCGCGCUGCCAAGGGUGACGUCAUGCAGAGCACAUAUCCUAAAAGUGGGUCCCAUUGGAUUCAGUACCUAACGCAGUUAAUACUGAACGGAGGAAAACCCAUCAGCUCCUACGACGAGUUCACCCGCAACUUCCGAGCAAUAGAGUAUAUAGAUACUGAUGGCUGGGAGUCGCCUCUACCCGUGAGGCUGUUCAUGACGCACCACCCGCUCAGCCGUGAGACUAUGAACAAGGAGGCCAAGUACAUCUACAUCGCUCGAAACCCAUGGGACGUCUGCGUCUCGCAGUUUCGCAUGACCACAGACAUCAGCAGCUCCCAAUUCGAGGACGGCACAUUCGAAGAGUUCUUCAAACCUUUCAUCCAGGGAAGCUUGGGCUUUGGGAGCUACUUUGACCAUGUGGCGUCAGCGUACGCUAUCAAAGAAGAACCAAACUUCUUGUUCAUAACUUACGAAGAGCUCAAGAAGGACAUCAAAGGCACAGUAUUGAGGUUGGCUAGGUUUUUGGAUGAGAGAUACGAGAGGGCUCUGCUGCAAAACUCGCAAAUGCUACAGAAUAUUCUUGAAUGGUCCAAACCAGAACACAUGAGGAAAGUCAUCGUGUUCAAUCUCUGUGAGAACGAGACGCAUGAAUCGAACGAUCUCUUUGUUAAGAAUAAGAUUACCAGCAAGGAAGGCUACGGGGGAGAAAACACAAAGUACGCACUGGUAAAAGAAGCCAAAGUUGGAGGCUGGAAAAAAUACUUCACUCCUGAACAGCUCGCUCGUUUCGAGAAGAAAGUACAAGAUGAAGGGAAUAACGCAUCGUUUAUGGAGCUGUGGAAAGACAUCAGAAAGGAGGCGUUCACGUUAUCCUGCAGGUCUGCGGAGUACCACAACUCUUCCGUAUCUUAA
This is a messenger RNA of Dermacentor silvarum, 1184 nucleotides long. RefSeq names its product 3-beta-hydroxysteroid sulfotransferase. Bases 201 to 1184 code for a protein of 327 amino acids. The transcript has 2 exons. Gene Ontology annotation, cellular component: cytoplasm. Gene Ontology annotation, molecular function: sulfotransferase activity. The record is from RefSeq and is a predicted model, not a curated record. Gene Ontology annotation, biological process: sulfation. Lineage: Eukaryota; Metazoa; Arthropoda; Arachnida; Ixodida; Ixodidae.